GUGUGUUUGGAAUGAAUGAUGUCGCAGGGAAACACAAACAGCAGAGCAAAUGUUUUCUUGACUUGUCCUAAAUUGAACCCUGUUUGAUCUUUUUAUUCGUCACUACUUCCACUGUUUCUUCUUUCAAUUAUACAACAACAAAAAGAAAAUGCAGAAAAAAUCAAAUUCUAUGGGAUACACAUGGCUCUGACUUCUCUCAUUACAGAGGAUAUCUAGGGUUUUCUUUUGUUACUGUUCUUAAUAGCUACAAGAAGAAUUUGAAGGCAUGCACUCGAAACCUGGGAACGUAAAUGCAUCAGAAUUGGACGAGCAAAGUAUUCCGCAAUCAACAACCUGUUCUCAACCUUGGUGGCGCGGCUCUGUGCAUAACACCGACACGUCAACCGAGUUGGGAGAAAGCUCAAGUAAACCAUCUUUAAUAGAACAGCCUGACAGUAGAAUGGAAACCAACGCUAAAGAGAUAGGUGAUGGUGGCCAGAAUGAAGGGGGUGGUGUUACGAAAGAGAUGCAGACCACCAUAGCCCCACAAUCAGGAUCGGAUGGACAAUAUGGACAUGAGCACCAAAAUCUGCAGCUUGCUGCAUCUACAAUGCCCCCAGCGGGUGGUGAAUACCACAUACCACGUCCCCAAUUUGAGCUUGUUGGUCACUCAAUAGCAUGCGCAACGUACCCGUAUUCUGAUCCAUAUUAUGCUGGAAUGAUGGGUGGUUUGGGAUCUCAGUCUCAGCAGGUACAGCCGCAUUUACUUGGUGUGCGUCAUAGUAGAAUGCCAUUGCCUCUAGAAAUUUCAGAAGAGCCUGUCUACGUAAAUGCCAAGCAGUACCAUGGAAUUCUGAGGCGAAGGCAGUCACGUGCAAAGGCAGAGCUAGAAAAGAAACUUAUAAAAUCUAGAAAGCCAUAUCUUCACGAAUCCCGGCACCAACAUGCUAUGAGAAGGGCAAGGGGUUGUGGAGGUCGUUUUCUCAACACAAAGAAACCUGAAGACAGCUCAUCGAUGCACACCACCGAGGAGGGCAUGGCAUCCGACUGUAAUGGUAACCAUAACUCCUCCAAUGGGAGACAAGUAGUAAAUGAUUCGACAGGCCAGGAUAGGCAAGAAUCAAAUUCAUACUCUAACGACAAUACUAAAAGCUGCUACCGACACAAUCAAGGUCUGCAAUUAUCAAGUUUUCAUUCACUAUCUGGUGAAAGGACAGAAGAAGAAGAUUGUUCAGGCCAGCAGCGAGGAAACAUCCAGGUGAAGCAGGCCCAAAGCAGGGCUCUCACCAUCCAGUGAACCUACGUGUGGGGAAUGGGUUAUUACCGUAUUGCUGUUCUGUAUUACCGCUCUUACCUUUCUUAAACCUCUCCAGUGUCUUAUUGAGAUGUCAGAUAUGGUAGAGAGCAAAUGGCAAUCAACAGUGAUGCUGGAAUAUGAACCCUAGCAACCAGAAGUGGAUUCCCCCCAGGGUAACUGGUGUUUCUCAGGCAAUUCAUUCUUGGCUUGGUUCUUGUGUUUCUUCAGGAAAGAGGUGAAAUUCAGGGGGAUUUAGUGUGUCGCGGUGUUGGCGUCUUCUAGUCUCUCCUCUUUCCCUGCGUUUCUCUUUACCAAUCUGUUGUACAAAUGAAGUGACUAGUGGUGGUUGUAAUCUUAGUAAUUUGAAGGGUGAGAAGAAAUGAAUGAAUCCCCUUCGUUUUUCCUUUCCCCUUUUCGUUCUUGUUUGGGAACUUUUGGUAUGUUAAUACUGACGUCGUCCAGUUAUGUAAUAAACAUUAUAAUUUAUGGUUUGUUCUGUUA
Molecule: messenger RNA, 1777 nt
Organism: Papaver somniferum (opium poppy)
Lineage: Eukaryota; Viridiplantae; Streptophyta; Magnoliopsida; Ranunculales; Papaveraceae
Product: nuclear transcription factor Y subunit A-9-like
Exons: 6
Coding region: 266-1276 (336 amino acids)
Biological process (GO): regulation of transcription by RNA polymerase II
Cellular component (GO): CCAAT-binding factor complex
Molecular function (GO): DNA-binding transcription factor activity, RNA polymerase II-specific; RNA polymerase II cis-regulatory region sequence-specific DNA binding
Source: RefSeq, a predicted model, not a curated record